AUGAAGGCGUUCGGUUUCGUGCUGCCCGCGUUCGUUUCGUCGCAGUUGGCGAGCGCUUCGCCGGCUUGGAUUGCGCCGGAGUAUAAUGCUUCCAACACGCUGCUCGACCCGGAGGGCAACAAGCUGGGCGCCGUGGCGUCGGAGAGCUCGAUAUGCAGUCAGAUUGGUGGAGAUGUCCUGAAAGCGGGAGGGAAUGCUGCGGAUAGCAUGGUGGCCACUGUGCUAUGUGUUGGUGUCAUCGGCAUGUAUCAUAGGUGGGGUUGAGCUCCCUCUCAAGAGAAAUGCACGAAUUCUCACAGUUCGCAGUGGUAUCGGCGGUGGCGGGUUCAUGCUUGUCAGAAGUAGCAACGGAAGCUAUGAGUUUAUCGAUUUCAGAGAGACGGCACCCGCGGCGGCGUUCCAGGACAUGUACAACAACAAUACCAACAAUUCUAUUUACACCGGACUGGCCAGCGGAGUACCGGGCGAGCUACGUGGUCUGGAGCGCCUUCACAACAAUUACGGUGUCUUGCCUUGGAAAGAUCUGGUGAUGCCCGCGAUCAAGGUGGCGAGAGAUGGCUUUCCAGUCACUCAAGACCUCGUCAAAUACAUGGAUUCUGCUACCAGUGAUGACAACUUCCUUGUUGAGGAUCCGAAUUGGGCCAUCGACUUUGCUCCGAAUGGUACUCGUCUUGGCUUGGGAGAUACCAUUACCCGCAAGCGAUAUGCGGCUACUCUUGAGCAGAUUGCCGAGCGCGGAGUGGAUGCUUUCUACACGGGACCAAUCGCACAGCUCACGAUCAACACUAUUCAGGCCAACAACGGAACUAUGACCCUGGAAGACCUGAAGAACUACACAGUGGCCAUUCGAGACCCAGCAAGUAUCACAUACCGAGACUACAGGAUCCACAGCUGCAGCGCGCCUUCAUCCGGGACGGUGGCCAUGUCCGUGAUGAAAAUCAUCGAAGGCUACCCUGAUAUCGGCUACGCAGCCACUCUCAACCUCAGCACACACCUCUUCGACGAAGCCCUCCGAUUCGCCUACGGCCAACGCAGCGAGCUCGGCGAUCCACUCUUCGUCGACGGCAUGGACGAAUACCAAGCCGACAUGCUCAGCGCAGAGACCGCCGCCGCCGUCCGCGCCAAAAUCUCCCCCUUCCACACCUGGAAUGUCUCCGUCUACGACCCUUCCGGCUUCGAAUCCCUCGAGACGCCGGGCACCUCGGCCGUCGUCACCAGCGACGUCUCGGGCCUCACGGUAGCCCUCACGACCACGGUGAACCUCCUCUUCGGCUCCAAGAUCCUCGUCCCGGAAACCGGCGUCAUCCUCAACGACGAAAUGAACGACUUCAGCAUCCCGGGCUCGUCCAACGCGUUCGGCUACAUCGCCUCCCCGGCAAACUACAUCCGGCCCGGCAAACGGCCCCUGUCGUCCAUCUCCCCCACCAUCGUCGAGCACGCCAACGGCUCCUUCUACUUCGCCACCAGCGCCGCCGGCGGCAGCCGCAUCAUCACCAGCGUCCUGCAGAACCUCUGGCACGUGCUGGACCAGAACAUGACGUCCGCGCAGGCCCUGGCGCGCCCGCGGCUGCACGAUCAGCUCGUGCCGAAUCAGGUGUCGUUUGAGUAUGCGUAUGACAACGAGACGGUGGCGUUUAUGGAAGGUAGGGGCCACAAUGUGACGUGGGUCGCGCCGGGCGAGAGCACGGCGCAGGCGCUGCGGUUGUUCUGGAAUGGCACGUUUGAGGCUGCCGGGGAGCCGAGACAGCUUGAUAGUGGUGGGUUUGCUGUGUGA
Molecule: messenger RNA, 1774 nt
Organism: Lecanosticta acicola
Lineage: Eukaryota; Fungi; Ascomycota; Dothideomycetes; Mycosphaerellales; Mycosphaerellaceae
Source: the annotation of a GenBank genome assembly